AUGCCGGGAGAACUGGCACAGAUGUCGAUGCAAUUCGUCGAAAUUGCACAGAUUUUGGAAAUUUCUAUGACACCGACAUCAAUGGCCACGAACUUUUCACAGAAUUUGGAGAUUGCAAAAUGCUGCUCGCCUUUUAAGUGCACUGUGUGUGAGAAGGCGUUUGCACGGUCAUGCAUUCUUAAAUCACACCAGAGAACACACACAGGAGAGAAACCUUUCAAGUGCACUGUGUGUGAGAAGGCGUUUGCACUGUCAUGCAUUCUUAAAUCACACCAGAGAACACACACAGGAGAUAAACCUUUCAAGUGCACUGUGUGUGAGAAGGCAUUUUCAUUGUCAUCAUAUCUUCAGACCCACCAGAGAACACACACAGGAGAUAAACCCUUCAAGUGCAGUGUGUGUGGGAGGGCAUUUUUGUAUUCAUCUACUCUUAAACAACACCAGAGAACACACACAGGAGAUAAACCUUUCAAGUGCACUCUGUGUGGGAAGGCGUUUGCAUUGUCAUCAAAUCUUAAGAUCCACCAGAGAACACACACAGGAGAGAAACCUUUUAAGUGCACUCUGUGUGGGAAGGCGUUUGCAAUGUCAUCAAAUCUUAAGACCCACCAGAGAACACACACAGGAGAUAAGCCCUUCAAGUGCAGUGUGUGUGGGAAGGCAUUUUUUUAUUCAUCUACUCUUAAACAACACCAGAGAACACACACAGGAAAGAAACCUUUCAAGUGCACUGUGUGUGAGAAGGCGUUUGCACAGUCACCACAUCUUCAAAGACACCAGAGAACACACACAGGAGAGAAACAUUUCAAGUGCAUUGUGUGUGGGAAGGCGUUUGCACAGUCAUCACAUCUUCAAAGACACCAGCGAACACACACAGGAGAUAACCCCUUCAAGUGCAGUGUGUGUGGGAAGGCAUUUUUUUAUUCAUCUACUCUUAAACAACACCAGAGAACACACACAGGAGAGAAACCUUUUAAGUGCACUCUGUGUGGGAAGGCGUUUGCAAUGUCAUCAAAUCUUAAGACCCACCAGAAAACACACACAGGAGAGAAACCUUUUAAGUGCACUCUGUGUGGGAAGGCGUUUGCAAAAUCAUCAACUCUUCAGACCCACCAGAGAAUACACACAGGAGAUAAACCCUUCAAGUGCAGUGUGUGUGAGAAGGCGUUUUCAGAUUCAUCUGCUCUUCGACGACACCAGAAAAAACACACAGGAGAGAAACUCUUCAAGUGCAGUGUUUGUGGGAAAGCGUUUGCACAUUCAUCAAAUCUUAAAAAACACCAGAGAACACACACGCAUCAGAAAAUCCACAAGAAGUGUAAUCUGAAAUCAGCUUGUGAAAGUCAAAGUGCUGCAAUGACCCCAUUGUUCAUGAAACAAGAACCAGAAGACAAUCCCAGCCUGGACACUUUGAAAGGUAUCAAGGUGAAAUAUGAAGAGGCGAAAGUGAAAUGUGAAGAAGUAACAGUGAAGAGCGUAGAAGUGAAGGUUAAAUUUGAAGAUUAUUCAACUCCAAAAUCGGACCUUCACAUAGAUGGAGGCAGUGUGAAACAGGAACUAAAUUCUGACUGUGAGGCAGAGCGAGGCAACUCCCAGGAGUUUGUGGAUGUGGAGGAGGCGAUUGAGGUGAUGCUGCGAAUGUGCAGAGGGAUAUCGUUCCAGACUGUUGGGGCUGCCACCGAGAAGCGGCGCGUAGACAUGACCAUCCUGGAUCUUGGUAUUGAGAGGAGGUCGUGA
Messenger RNA from Callorhinchus milii (elephant shark), 1737 nucleotides. Its product is annotated as zinc finger protein 883-like. Bases 1 to 1737 code for a protein of 578 amino acids. NCBI's taxonomy places the organism in Eukaryota, Metazoa, Chordata, Chondrichthyes, Chimaeriformes, Callorhinchidae. The transcript is spliced from 4 exons. Gene Ontology annotation, biological process: regulation of transcription by RNA polymerase II. The record is from RefSeq and is a predicted model, not a curated record. Gene Ontology annotation, molecular function: RNA polymerase II cis-regulatory region sequence-specific DNA binding; DNA-binding transcription factor activity, RNA polymerase II-specific.